Messenger RNA from Manis javanica (Malayan pangolin), 8797 nucleotides. RefSeq names its product BTB domain and CNC homolog 2 (gene BACH2). The record is from RefSeq and is a predicted model, not a curated record. Gene Ontology annotation, biological process: regulation of transcription by RNA polymerase II. Gene Ontology annotation, molecular function: DNA-binding transcription factor activity, RNA polymerase II-specific; protein binding; RNA polymerase II cis-regulatory region sequence-specific DNA binding. Lineage: Eukaryota; Metazoa; Chordata; Mammalia; Pholidota; Manidae.
CGCCCGCCGCCGCCGGCCCCUCGCCCUCUCCCCGGCCUGCCUUGGACCCUUCCCCUCCCCCGCCCCGGCACACGCGGGAAUCUGGCGAGGAACUGCCAUGUGAUGCGCGUCCUCUCCGCGAGCUUUCGGUGACCCCCGAACCGCCCACCGCGCCGGCUGCCGGGAGGGGCUGCACGCUGGGGAGACGCGGGGAAGAGGAGGCGGCAAAGGACGCAAAGUUCUCCGGCGAGUGCAGCUGUCUACUGGGGAAGAGAGGUUUACAGGAACGAGGAGAAACUCCGGGAACUGCCUCAUUGUGACAUGUCUGAUCCCUCACUCCAGUCCCUGCAGCAUGAACAAGGUGGACACUCCCUGACCUGUCACGAGGUUGCCCAGCAAAACUUUGGGGUCCAUGUCUGAAUGGAUUGCUGCAGCCAUCUCAUCUCUCCCUUUGCCCAGUUCCCUGCAUCCUAAGACUCAAAGCCAGCACAGGACCUGAAAAAAUUACAUGGUGUGAACGGCAUGUCUGUGGAUGAGAAGCCUGACUCCCCCAUGUAUGUGUAUGAGUCCACAGUCCACUGCACCAACAUCCUCCUGGGCCUCAAUGACCAGCGGAAAAAGGAUAUUCUCUGUGACGUGACUCUGAUCGUGGAGAGGAAGGAGUUCCGGGCCCACCGGGCUGUGCUGGCCGCGUGCAGCGAAUACUUCUGGCAGGCGCUGGUUGGGCAGACGAAAAAUGACUUGGUGGUCAGCUUGCCUGAGGAGGUCACAGCCAGGGGCUUUGGGCCGCUGUUACAGUUUGCCUACACCGCCAAGCUGUUACUCAGCAGAGAAAACAUCCGCGAGGUCAUCCGCUGUGCCGAGUUCCUGCGCAUGCACAACCUGGAGGACUCCUGCUUCAGCUUCCUGCAGACCCAGCUCCUGAACAGCGAGGAUGGCCUGUUCGUGUGCCGGAAGGACGCGGCGUGCCAGCGCCCCCACGAGGACCGCGAGGACUCCGCAGGGGAGGAGGAAGAGGAGGGGGAGGAGACCAUGGACUCAGAGCCGGCCAAGGUGCCCUGCCCCAGGGACCAGAUGCUGCCAGAUCCCGUCAGCUUUGAGGCCACUGCCAUCCCAGUCACAGAGAAGGAAGAAGCCUUGCUGCCCGAGUCCGACGGACCGACGGACGCCAAGGAGAGCUCCGAAAAGGACGCGUUAACGCAGUACCCCAGAUACAAGAAAUACCAGCUUGCAUGUACCAAGAAUGUCUAUAAUGCAUCGUCACACAGUACCUCAGGUUUUGCAAGCACGUUCGGUGAAGAAAACUCUGGCCACAGCCUCAAGCCAGGAGUUGCCAUGGGGCAGAUUAAAAGUGAGCCUCCCAGUGAAGAGAACGAGGCAGAGAGCAUCACGCUCUGCCUGUCCGGGGACGAACCAGACAGCAGAGACCGAGCUGGGGACCUGGAAACCGACGGGAAGCAGCCCAGCCCCGGCCCCGGCCCCGCGCCACCUGCCGGAGCCGCCUGCCUGGAGCGGUCCCGGAGCGUGGCCUCUCCCUCCUGUUUAAGGUCUCUGUUCAGCAUAACAAAAAGUGUGGAGUUGUCUGGUCUGCCCAGCACAUCUCAGCAGCACUUUGCCAGGAGUUCAGCAUGCCCUUUCGACAAGGGGAUCACUCAGGGUGACCUUAAAACUGACUACGCCCCUUUCCCGGGGCAUUAUGGACAGCCCCACAUGGGCCAGAAGGACGCGGCCAGCUUCCCGAUGGGUUCCCCCCUCAAGGGGCCUGGGUUGGAGACUCUCUGUAAACAGGAAGGAGAGUUGGACCGGAGAAGCGUGAUCUUCUCCUCCAGCGCUUGUGACCAAGCGAGCACUUCGGUGCACCCGUAUUCUGGGGUAAGCAGUUUGGACAAAGACCUCUCCGAGCCGGUGCCAAAGGGUCUGUGGGUGGGGGCUGGCCAGUCCCUCCCCAGCUCACAGGCCUACCCCCACGGUGGGCUGACGGCGGACCACUUGCCAGGAAGGAUGCGGCCCAACACAAGCUGCCCGGUGCCAAUCAAAGUGUGCCCUCGCUCGCCCCCAUUGGAGACCAGGACCAGGACAUCGAGCUCGUGCUCCUCCUAUUCCUACGCCGAGGACGGGAGCGGGGGCUCACCCUGCAGCCUCCCGCUCUGUGAGUUCUCCUCCUCGCCCUGCUCCCAGGGAGCCAGAUUCCUUGCCGCAGAUCAUCAGGAGGCAGGCCUGAUGGCAGACGGGAUGUACAACCCAGUCCGGCCCCAGAUUAAAUGUGAGCAGUCUUACGGAACCAACUCCAGUGACGAAUCCGGGUCGUUCUCGGAAGCAGACAGUGAGUCGUGUCCUGUGCAGGACAGGGGCCAGGAGGUCAAACUUCCCUUUCCUGUAGAUCAAAUCACAGACCUUCCAAGGAACGAUUUCCAGAUGAUGGUUAAGAUGCACAAGCUAACCUCAGAGCAGUUAGAGUUCAUUCAUGACGUCCGACGGCGCAGCAAGAACCGCAUUGCAGCCCAGCGCUGCCGCAAGAGGAAAUUGGACUGCAUCCAGAAUUUAGAAUGUGAAAUCCGCAAACUGGUGUGUGAGAAAGAGAAGCUGUUGUCAGAGCGGAAUCAGCUGAAAGCGUGCAUGGGAGAACUGUUGGACAACUUCUCCUGCCUUUCGCAGGAGGUCUGCCGAGACAUCCAGAGCCCCGAGCAGAUCCAGGCCCUGCAUCGGUACUGCCCUGUCCUCAGACCCGCGGGGCUCCCCACAGCCUCCAGUAUUACCCCUGCGCCCCUGGGCGUCGAGCAAAACCUCGCCACUUCCCAGUGCGCAGUGGGGGAGAACAUGCCCUGCUGCUUGGAGCAGGGCACGGCUCCCCCAGGGCUGCCCUGGGCGCCCAGCAGCACCUCAGAGAACUGCACCUCUGCGAGGAGGCUGGAAGGCCCUGACCUGGGAACCUUCUCAGAGAGAGGCCCUCCUCUUGAACCCAGGAGCCAAACGGUGACCGUAGACUUCUGCCAGGAAAUGACUGAUAAGUGUACAACGGACGAACAGCCCCGGAAAGAUUAUACCUAGUGGCCUGGCCUGCCUCCCAGUUCUGACACCUCUCCUACCCGGCUGUUCGUCGGUCAGCCUGUGGCGCUGUUCCUCUGUUGUCUGGAAGAACCGAGAAGGAAUUUGGUGCACACUACAGCUUUCUUAGCAGCAAUACUGUUUCUAAGCGUUCCCUCCUCUGUGCCAGAAGGAGUGAUACAUAGUUACCUUCACAUUGGUGCUACCCCUUGCUUAGGCAAGGAAAGACAGCAGUGGCGGACACUGUCUGUCUGUGGGUUCAUUUCAGUCGUAACAGGGAUAGACUGUCACACCUCUAGGACCCAACCACGGAUUUUUUUUCUCAGUGGCCCAUGUCACAAACCCUAUCUCAGGAAUUUCUUCUGAAUGUUCAAUUUUUUUCAUUGAAGACAGCUUCUAUAACACAUCAAAGUUUUAUAGCUAGACUGUACAUAUUAUAUAUAAUAUAUAUAUAAAAUACAUAUAUAUAUAUAUCCGUAUGCAAAAGUCCUGCAUGCCUCAAGUUGCUCAUCCUAAAACUGGAAACUUCAUUUCUCACUUAUCAACAGGUUCCAACAUUCCUCUUCUUUUGCCUCUGAUGCUAGAACGCGUUUGGUAACUAUAAACACGGUCGUUUUUCUUGCUUUGCAGUUCAUUGAUUUGUACUUAUUUAUGGACAAAAUUCGGUGUUGGAAGCUUUCUUUCAGACUUUUUUUUUUUCAAUUCGGUUUGGGCGCCACCACAUGGUGUCACUCGAGUACUGUGAGCCGGUUGUUUCUAGCAGAUUCUGUACAGUCACUGUCCAUUUUGCCACUUGCACUGAGUUUUGGGUCAACCCUAUUUUCUUAAAUGAAGUUGUAACUUCAGUAUAACUCAAGUAUACUGUAUAUUCUUUGCUCUUAGUUAAAAAGUAAGACAUUUUAGCUAAUUAAAAAGCACUCAGGUGAUAAUCAUGUAGGAAAAACAAUCUUGCCAAAUAAGGAAUUCAUCCUAGGAUGUGUAGACAAUAAUCUGCUUGGAUAUUUUUAUAUUUCCUCUCCUCCCCACCUUUCCCUCAGCAAACUUUAAAUGCAGAUCGAGUUCACAGUUGAUGCUGGAUGUUCAAAUUCCUGCGUGCGGAGAGAGUUUGGACAUCUUACUCUAAAGUGCAUCAAAAGCAGCAGGAAUCUAUGAUUUUUAUACCAGAGUUCAGCAGGCAUUGGCUCCUAGAAAUCAAGUUGGAACUUUUUUUAACCCUGGGAGUAAGUCCCAUUCAUUUCAACACCUCAUAGGCGUCUGCUCACUCUCGGAAGUGUAGAAAGGUAGGACCUGCUCCUUUGAAUGACUUGAGUGAUCAGCCACCCUGCUUGCCCGCCCAGGACUGGCUUCCCAGGACAUCUCACCUGCAGGGAUCUGAGUCACAGCCCUGGGGGUCCUGCCUGUGAGUGGCCGUCCAGGGUUAGUGCAGCUUGCCCAAAGUAGGAGAGCGCAGGGCAGAGGUGAGCCUGAGCUCCGUCAGUGGUGCAGGCAAAAGCACUUCUUUCUUCCAUCUCUCCCCAAAUGCUUUGAGUUGAAUUCUGAGGUUUUUCCACCAGUCUUUCGUCUAAAGGCAGAUUUCAUUCCAGAGGCUUUGGACGUUACACGUCCAGGAGCCCCCUUGCCCUACACACCCACCACACACACACCUACCCUAACCUGAUGAUAAUUUUCUUGCUGCAAAACCGGCUGGCUUGCAACCCACAGAGAGCAGCUUCCCUUGGCCCUGGGGUUGUGCUGCCCCCCACCCCCACCCCACCCCGGCCACAUUUACAGGAAGAUGUGCCCGAGACCGCACAGCCAGCCCCGAGGAGGAGGAAUCCACUCCCUUCCUCCAGGGGGCCUCCCGCCUGGCUGAGGGAAGAGUCCAGAAGGUUUGAUGGGGGGACGGGGUGGAGGGAUGGGCCCGUGGGCCCAGGGGACUAGAUGGUUGACUUUGUUUCUUUAUUUGUGCCAUUGUUUGGACAAUAUUAAAGCUGCAUGUGAAAGGAGAAAUUAGUAUAUGAUGUAGGCAAAAAGUGAAAUCAUAGUAACAUGUUUUAAUAUUACUAACUUUUUUCUGUACAAAUAUUAGUGCUAAGUGUGGAAAUAUGUCUGAAUGCCAGGAAUGUGUUGGUUCAAGCAGUAGAAAAAAGAAAAGGCGAUUCUUUUAAAGUAGUUCCACUUUUAAAACCUGCCUCUGGGUUUUUGUUUUCUGUGUGUGUGUGUGUGUGUGUGUGUGUGUGUGUGUGUGUGUGUGUGUGCUUGUAUGAGAUAGAUUUUGAUAAAGCUUUAUGCUGGAGCUACUCUUUUCAAUACAGUUGUUGGAAUUUCUUGGCCCAGUAGAACAGUUCUGUGCUUCACCAUGAGGUUUGCCUUUGUGGAGAACUGGUGACAGCUCGAAUUUAAACUCAAUGUGAAUCGUGCGCUACAUCACAGGUAUGCGUUACAGUGGAGGAGGCCGCCAGCAGUAUUUUUUUUAACGCUCUUUGUUGCCUUUUCUAAGUGACCACCUCCUCUGUUCAAAAAGAAAUGUUUUCUGCUCGUAUCAUAACCAGGUCCAAACCAGCUCGUUGGCAUGUUACCCAGUAACAACUCACAUGCAAUUUGCAGUCUUGACCACGUCCCGCCAGUUUCCCCGCCAUCAGCUGUUGGGCCGGCACACACCUGGGUACCACCAGCCUUCUAUGGAUGGGGGGUGGGGGUCUCUCUAUUUCUCUCCACCCUAACUCAGCUCACCUCCUCCUACCAACCCCUGCCGCCUCGCUUUUUUUUUUUCUUUCUCUUACCCAGCCAAGCGCUUGCUGUGGGAACUGGUUAAAAAAACUGCUCAAGAAACCAUCUUUGGAUUUCUUAGAGAUUUUUAACAAGCUGUUAUGAUUUUGUUCACUAUCCCACCGUGAACAGCAGCUGGCUCUGUGCGGCUGUUUAUAUGCCCCAUCUCAUCUUUUACCCUCUGAACCACGUGUUUGUCAAAAUCAUUUCUGGGGUGAUUCCAAGGGAGGACUAGCCAGGGACCAGAAUCCACGUUGCCUCAAGCGGAGUUUUAAAAACCAGCCUCCUAGGAUCCCUUAGGGAAGCGAAGCCUGUGAUUUCUAUGAAAAAGAGAAGCAAGUUCGUGCAAGGAAUAGUGUUUGCACAGCAUGGUGAUAUUUAACUUUCUUUUUAAGGGCCCUUGCUCCCAAAAUUGCAGGGCCCUGUAGCUGUGGACCGUUUAGGGGGGUGCCUGAGACAGCGAGUUGGGUCUCAGAGUGGCUGCGGGCGCAAUGGCCUGCCAGGGCGGGGACAGUGGAACGGGCCUGGUGGCUGGUGCAGACCCGCCUGAGUCUAGUCCUCCCCUUGGUGCUGCCUUCGUCCUGCGUGUGUCGCCAGGCAGCCUCACUUCAUUCAGGUUGGUCAAGCUCGAGGCAGGUGAGUGCUGGGCUGUGUACAUGUUUGUUUCUCUGCGUUAUCUGGGGGGUGCCUUGUAUAAAAUGGAGCUUCAUGACGUACUGAUUCUGGAACAAAACAGUUGCAAAAACAAAGCAAAAUGAAAGAGCUGGAGAAAUUAUGAGGCUGUCCUGCCACUCCUCUUGUGGGUUCCCUCCCAGUGACUCGGGCCCCAGAGGUGACGCUGCAGUAUAAAUGUUACUUCAUGUAUCGUACAAGUAAUUUAUUAACUUUUUCUGAAAGUAUGCUGCUCUUAAGAUGCACUAUGGUUUUGGAUUUAAUCCUUGUAUUGCUUUCCCAAGGAAGUAAAAAAAAGCUAGUGACUAGUAUGCCAGCUGCCCCUUGUCCUUCAAAAGGAGGGCAGGGACCAGCGACAGAACUUGCACAAGACAACUGCUCAGUCAGUGGGCACAAGGUGAAGUUCAAUGCUGUCGUCAAGAGGGCUAAACCUAUACUUUCUCUUUUAAUACUUUCUGAUUGCUGUUAAAAAAAGAAGAAAUGAACAAAUGUGUGGAAAGUACAAAUCUUUUAAGAAACCACCAAGUCCAGCCCCUACGAGCUGCUCUACAGAGUGUGGAGUAGCAUCCUUCUCUCAAAAUCGGUAAAAGCCUGCAAAGCUUUUUCAAAUCCCUGUGUGGCUAUCUAGUUCUAUACUUCAUACUCUGUUUAAUCUAGGAGCUGCCUAAUAAAUGGCCUCAAAGGGCUCCACUAUUGCUUACAGUUUGGGAGGAGUCGCAGAUCUAGAAGGAGUGAGAAUCAAGCUCUGUCCUCAAAUCACUGUAAAUAGACUAAGGAACAUAAUUUUUUUUUUUUAAGAAUAAAGCUGUUCACUGUAUCGUGUUUCUUCCCCAAACUGAGGAUUUUGUUGUAGGUUCAGGUUCUGGCGACUCAGUGCUCAGUGUAAUACACUGUGUGGAGUCAGAAUUCUUGCAGAAGUGCGUGUGCAUGGAGGCAUUUGUGUGUUCAAGCUGUAUGUUUCUAAUACUGCCUGAGCCAUCUCACGACCCAAGCAUCAGAGAUUGAUGCUGUAGAAUAGAAUAUGUUUGUAUACAAAUAGUGUGUGCAAAUAGUAUUUGUACAUAGAAAAGACCUACUGUGGCAGAUGGAGGAUAAAUUAUUCAACCGACGGUGCAAAAAACAUUUCUUGCAAAGAAAAGUUAAGUGUAUAGUAUUUUCCUACACUCCACCCUGGGAGAUAAUAUUUAUAUCAAAUGAAUAUCUGCAUUUUAAUUGUAAUUUGAAAAUGAUGCUACCGUUUGUGAAGCAUACCUACUUGGUUGCAGAGGCCCACUUCCGUAGCUUUGAUUUAACGGUGUGACGUGGUAUGUGCAUUUCAUUAUCAAGCAAUGGAUGAACGACUCUGACUUUCAUUUUCAUUCCAGUUUAUUGACCUCAGAUAAAAACAGUGGCCCUCCUUAGAAGCAGAAGUGCACCGAGACCACUCAUUUCAGGUAGACUCAAAUUCAGUGCCAAACGCUCCCGUGGGGAUGAUUGGACAUGUAUAUAAGGAAAAAGAGUGAAAGGACUUGGACAAAGAGUCCUACAGGUUGAUGCUAAGUCCUCUACCAAAACGUGUCUGGAGGCAGAGUGGCGACCUCCACUUGAGUCCUAACGGUGCAUUUUGCACAUGUGCAUGCCGGGAUGCCCAUUCACACUCUGAUGUAAAAGACCCGCCACUUGUAGUGAGUGAGGAAGAUCGCGAAUGCAUUUGGGAGCUUCGGUGCUGGUCAGACGGUGAGCCUUUCGAGGCAAGCACCACCUUGGCCUGUGAGGCCCAAAGGGCCUGUGAGAAUUUGUUCCAGAAGCAGUCUGGGGCAAGUGCACCUCUAAUAUAUGCCUUACAAACUCCAGAGGCCAUAUUCAAAACAGGGUCUUCUCAGUGUAUGCAAGGGGCUGCAGCUCCUCUUCUCUUCCUCCCCAGGUCGAACAAUACGGACAGUUUUCACACAUAUCUACCUGUAUAACCCUCUGUACCUCUCAUAACUGGUCAACGACUGUAACAGGUUACAUCAGGUGUUUUUCUACAUACUUUUUACACAGAUUCUAUGCGAUUAAUGUAACUUAAUUCAAUGCAUCAUUUUAUUGUACUAGUUCUUAGGCCUGUCCUUUUCUUUCUAAGUGAUUGUGGUUUUUGUUGUGGUUUUUUAUUGUAAAAAUGAAAUGGCUGUUGAUGCUUAUUCUCUGUAACUAAGAAUUUUUACCUUUUUGGGGAAAAAAGCAUUGAACUAAUGAAUUAAAACUUCAUUUACUCAUUGUAAAUACACUAUUGUGCAAAAGAAUUUUCCCUCAGUUGAAUUGCUAGUGUUAACUGAAUUUUGUCUAGACACCAUUUCUGUUGAUGAAAUAAAGACAUAUCAUUAUGCACUGUAAA